Molecule: messenger RNA, 585 nt
Organism: Gaeumannomyces tritici R3-111a-1
Lineage: Eukaryota; Fungi; Ascomycota; Sordariomycetes; Magnaporthales; Magnaporthaceae
Exons: 2
Coding region: 1-585 (194 amino acids)
Source: RefSeq, a predicted model, not a curated record
AUGGACGAGGUCGACCUAAACGUCCUCGACAACUUGUCUAGCCGACCGCGGCUUCGCAAAAGGAUUCCACAGACAUCCUUGUCACGCCCCAGCACACCUUCCAGCCCGAGGCUGACUCCACACCACCGCCCUACCUGCCCGCGGCGGGCGGCCAUCCUUGACAAAUGUCCCCGCUGCGACGAUCCGCCACUCCUCCAUCGCCAUCGCCGCGAGGCCGUCGAUGUCCCUGUCCGUUAUGUUCUACAGCGUCCCCACGCGGUCGAACAGCCAGCCAUGAAGCAGUUCCACACGGGGUCUGCGUGCCGCGGUACUGCUGGGUUCAGCUCGGCGUCGCUGGCGGACGUGGGUGGCUUCGACCUGGCAGCCGCACUGGAGCCGCCGCACCGUCUAGCCCCGCAUGUACGCCACGCUGCUGUGUCCAAGCAGAGCAGCACGUGCCUGUUGUUGCUGUCGCUUCCACCGCCGGCUCAGGAGGGCGGACGCGAGGAGGCCCUCAAAAGUCGUCUGUGGGAUCCUGAUCGCCGGUUGACUGUGUUCCGGACGACAGGGUGGACGGCUGUUGACCGACGGUGGCACCGGAGCUGA